GUUGAAGGACCCCGCAUUGUGUGACCAUGCAGAUGCCGAAUUUGAGUAGGACAUCUAUGGACACAAUAUUACAGACAGAGCCGUCUGAUCUUUUCACUGAAAGUGCGUAUUAUUUGUUGGUGGUUACAAGACUUACACGUUAAACAGAAAUGUCGUGUUUUGGUGGUGAUACCAACUUCUGCCCAGAAUGUGGGAACGUUCUUCCUCUCCCAGGAAUACAGGACACAGUCCGCUGCCCCCGUUGCUCCUUCUGCAUUCCCGUAACAGAGUUUUCAGGUCAGGAGAUCCGCUCUUCAGUCAUCUUUAACCCUGCUGAGCAGUCGUCAGUGGCUCUGGAGGACGAGGAAGACUCUGAACUGAAGGGACCUGUGAUUGACAGACGCUGUUCUCGUUGCAAUAAAGAGGGGAUGGUUUACCACACCAGGCAGAUGAGAUCUGCAGAUGAAGGACAGACUGUCUUCUUCACUUGUAUACACUGCAGGUAUCAAGAGAAAGAGGAUUCCUGAGAGGACAUCUGAUUCACCAUCUCCACUCCUCUCCAUAUUUGCUGGUGUUGAUUCCAGGUGGUUAGAUGCUUUCUCAGGAUAUGGUUUGUAAAUAUAAGUUUGAGUGAGCAAAUAGUCUGUCCCUUUACUUCUUUGUUACUUUAUCUAAUGAGGCAGUGCAGAGCAGAGCACAGCAUGUCAGGGACUUUUCCCUCCUGAAUGACAAAUUAACACUGAAUAAAGACUGACUAAAUAACCUUUACUCACUUACUAGCUUCUUUUCCCUAGAGCCUUCAGUUGUAUCUUGAGGUCUUAUAUUACUGGAUGGAUUUCACUGUUUUAAUGGAAGAAGCGUAGCUCAGUUGUCAUUGAUGAUCUCCCUCUGAUGAAUGCUGUGAGAUAAAACUGACUCUAAAUUAAGAUUUUUUUCUGUCAAACUACACUUUUCAGGAAGAAGUGUGAACUUUAAUGCUGAACUUUAGUAUGUGACAUUUAUAUAACUGAUGUGGUUUAUUACAAAAUGCUAUUAAAGGUGAAUUAAUU
Messenger RNA from Lates calcarifer (barramundi perch), 1028 nucleotides. RefSeq names its product RNA polymerase I subunit H (gene polr1h). Gene Ontology annotation, molecular function: nucleic acid binding; zinc ion binding; DNA-directed RNA polymerase activity. Gene Ontology annotation, biological process: DNA-templated transcription; termination of RNA polymerase I transcription. Gene Ontology annotation, cellular component: RNA polymerase I complex. The record is from RefSeq and is a predicted model, not a curated record. NCBI's taxonomy places the organism in Eukaryota, Metazoa, Chordata, Actinopteri, Centropomidae. The transcript has 5 exons. Bases 150 to 506 code for a protein of 118 amino acids.